This is a messenger RNA of Bacillus rossius redtenbacheri, 1065 nucleotides long. RefSeq names its product lipase member H-B-like. Lineage: Eukaryota; Metazoa; Arthropoda; Insecta; Phasmatodea; Bacillidae. The transcript has 7 exons. The coding region runs from base 45 to 1016 and encodes 323 amino acids. Gene Ontology annotation, molecular function: lipase activity. Gene Ontology annotation, biological process: lipid catabolic process. The record is from RefSeq and is a predicted model, not a curated record.
AUUGAAAGUUUCAGAAGUACAGCGAAUAGAACGGUGAUAUAAUAAUGAAAAGUGCGAUUUAUUUUCUUGUGUGUGGGGUUUUCGUAACUUUGGCGACAUCCUACAAUCUCUACGACAAAUCCCUGGUAAAAGAAGAUGGAAAUAACAAUCAGUCAAUAGCAACGCGAUUCGACGCCGAAAAAGAUGUGCUGUUCCUACUUUACACACAGAAAAACCCCUUAAAUCCGGAAUACAUUUCAGUUGGUGACGCUGCCUCCUUGGGAAAUUUCAACGUGAAAAAUUCUCUGAAGCUUGUCAUUCAUGGAUGGAUAGCUAAUUCUAAUUUCCUCGAUGCUAUUCGAGAAGCCUACAUCGCCUCCGGCGAGGACUGCAACAUCGUGAUGGUGGACUGGUCGAAGGGUUCCGAAGACCUGUUGUACAACGAGGCGAGAGACCGCGCGGUGUCGGUGGGAGAGCGCACCGCGGCGCUACUCGAGUUCCUGGUCUCCAAGGGUCUCGGCCUGUCCAACAUCCACUUGGUGGGGCACAGCCUGGGCGCACACGCCGCAGGGGUGGCCGGCAACCGAAUGAAGUCAGGCAAAGUCGGCCGCAUUACAGGUUUGGACCCGGCAGCGCCGCUGUACUCGGCAGAGAGUGUCACCGACCGUCUAGACUCAACUGAUGCGGCCUACGUGGAUGUUAUCCACACAUGCGGCGGCGUGCUUGGUUGGGCCGACCCGCUGGGUCAUUCAGACUUCUAUCCCAACGGUGGCACCAUGGUUCAGCCGGGAUGUAAUACCAACGUGGCGGAGCUCGGUCUAGGUUCUUGCAGUCACAACCGAUGUCCGGCCCUAUUCGCUGAGUCUAUCACCACGAAGAAGGGGUUUGUUGGGGUUAAGUGCUCAAACUGGCUCUUGUACCAGACAGGGAUGUGCUCCAUGAACGACAAGGAGCUCAUGGGAGAUAAGACAUCAACCAGCGCAAGAGGAACAUACUACCUGAAAACUGCCUCAUCUUCACCAUUUGCAGAAGGAUAGAUAAUCUGUGUCAACAUACAACAUUAAAUAAACUAUACAACAUACUGCA